This is a messenger RNA of Cylicocyclus nassatus, 1323 nucleotides long. The record is from the annotation of a GenBank genome assembly. Lineage: Eukaryota; Metazoa; Nematoda; Chromadorea; Rhabditida; Strongylidae.
UCUAGGACUAGCUCCUUGAAGUUCGAUCGUACGAAGAGGAUGGGGUGCGUGAACAGUACAGAUCAACAUGCAAAGCUACGAUCGAAGCAUAUCGACGAACAGUUGAAAGCUGAUGGAGAACGUGCAGCUCGUGAAGUGAAGCUGCUGUUGUUGGGAGCUGGUGAAUCAGGGAAAAGCACUAUCGUUAAGCAGAUGAAAAUUAUUCAUGAAACCGGCUAUAGCGACGAGGAACGGAAGCAGUAUCGGCCGGUUGUGUUCAGCAAUACUAUACAGUCAAUGGUUGCGCUGCUUCGAGCCAUGGGCACAUUGAAAAUCGACUUCAAAUCACCGAAUAGCGUUGAGGACACACAACAAUUCUUCAGCAUUAGCCAAACGUGUGAUGAGGGCGAGUUGCCUCCAGACUUGGCAAGUGUUAUGAAACGUCUUUGGGCAGAUCCAGGAAUCCAGGAAUGUUUUAUGAGGUCGCGCGAGUUCCAACUGAAUGACUCCGCUCCAUACUACUUGAAUUCUCUGGAGAGAAUAGCUCAGCCUAACUAUAUUCCGACCCAGGAUGACGUGCUACGAACUAGAGUCAAAACCACUGGAAUUGUUGAAACACAUUUCACCUACAAGGAUCUGCAUUUUAAGAUGUUUGACGUUGGUGGACAAAGAAGUGAACGAAAGAAAUGGAUACACUGUUUCGAAGGUGUCACAGCUAUUAUCUUCUGCGUAGCUAUGAGCGAGUACGACAUGGUCCUGGCGGAGGACGAUGAAAUGAACCGAAUGAUCGAAUCAAUGAAACUUUUUGAUUCAAUUUGCAAUAACAAAUGGUUUACGGAAACAUCAAUAAUUCUGUUUUUGAACAAGAAGGAUCUAUUUGAAGAAAAGAUCAAGCGAUCACCUUUAACACGUUGCUUCCCCGAAUAUACCGGAGCUAACACUUACGAAGAAGCAGCCGCCUAUAUGCAGCUACAGUUUGAGAACAUGAAUAAGCGACGAGAUGGCCAGAAGGAGAUUUAUACGCAUUUUACAUGUGCGACUGAUACGAACAAUAUACGCUUCGUGUUCGACGCUGUUACGGACAUCAUCAUCCGUGAAGUCAAAUGCUCGAUUAUCUUCGCCAUCAAAGAUGGUUCCAGUAUAUACAUACCCAAAGACUGCGCUUGUUCAAACGGUCACAAAGAUGCAACAUCCCGCGCUCCUCCUUUUCAAGAAGCUGGAAGGAUUCUUCCAUUUGUAUUGAUGAUAAAUGUCGUGCACGGUCGACAUUUUACUCUGUCCUAUGAUAAUCGGCCAGAGAAUGUUGUUAUGUACAUAAGACGCCGUCCAAUUAUUUUCACAUGA